Molecule: messenger RNA, 964 nt
Organism: Trichoplusia ni (cabbage looper)
Lineage: Eukaryota; Metazoa; Arthropoda; Insecta; Lepidoptera; Noctuidae
Exons: 3
Coding region: 94-909 (271 amino acids)
Source: RefSeq, a predicted model, not a curated record
GUAGUUUUAUUUCAAUGUCUAACAUUCGCGUAAACCUAAGAAACCACUCUUAUAGGACUUGUUCAUUACCAUCAACAAAGCUCUAUUAUAAAUAUGCUCUAUUAUAAAACAUUUAUCAUCUUAGGCAUGGAUUCUAUUCAGCGUUUCGGUCCCUGCCGUCCCGAGGAGACGAAAGCCGAGUUGUUCACAGAUUAUACCUCCAUACUCCCCGCCUCCGUCAACCCAACAAGACUCGGAUUCGUCUCGUAUAACUUGACGUUAGUUGCCAACGUGGACUACUCGUGCAUCGUGAUGCAUGUGUAUCACAAGACCUCUGCCAUUUCGACAUUACCGAGCGCCACCAUGCCAGAGCUGCGCCUGCGCCGAUGGUGCACUAACCCACUACCCGAGUGCUACGACUUCAGCAUCUUACAGGUCGACUUCGCUGUUGAAAUAUACUACACUCACGAGGUAGUUUACAAAAUCAGUGCGUAUGGACAGAAAAUAAAAGUAAUCGAUGUCAAGGCGUAUAGGAAGUACACUAACGAGCUGUUCUACCCUCAUGGGUUGCCAGUACCCUUGCUAGAGCCUAGAUAUCCCUACAUGAUCUACUUCUUUGAGGAGCCGACGACUUUGCCUGAUCAAGAGUUUUACGUCGAUCCAUACAAGUUUGGUGUUCAUCAUUUGGUCACAACCACAACAACUACUACAACCACAGAGGGACCAGAGGUCACUACUGAGUCCAGUGACGAAUAUAGCUCAGAUUCUGGAAAUUCCAGUGAGUCUGAAUUUUCAGAAAUCGCUAGGAUUAAUGAAGAUGAUCAAGAUGAGUUUGAACCCAAGAACAAUAGGUUACGCGUGACGAAUGUGAAUAGACCUCUUGUAGCCAUGUUGAAGAGAAUAUUGAAGAACGUGUUGCGGACUAAUUGAACGACUUAAAUAUUAAAAAAAUACUAUGUACAGAGUUAGCUCCAUACUGGGUAUU